GUUCGAGUGGCCCAAUAUAAGUAGUGGAUCGUGCAUGUAUCUGGGCUUUGAUUCUACAAGCUGGUUUUGUUUGGGCUUAAUAGCCCAAGUUCUUGUAUACUAUAAUUCAUUUACCCCUCGUAUUAUGGCCGUUUAUUUCAAAAUCAUAACGAACUCUAAAAACAGGGCUCUCUCUCUCUCUCUCUCUCUCUCUCUGCUGAUCAAGGAGAAACGCAGAGCCAUGGAAGAGAGGCGCCAUGAAACUCGCUACGCCCAUUAUAUAUACAACCUUCCAACUCAUUACACACAUACACACAUGCUACUCCAAGCGCACGUGGCACUCCCGCGUUUCCUUUCUCACGCCUCUAAACCCCAAAACCAAUACGUUACGAUCAAACGCUCCGCCCAUCUUCUAUACAUUUCCCUCCCUUCCCGCACUUCCUCUCCUCCCAUACAAAACCCGGAACCUGGCCAUCUUGCUUCAUAUCCUCCGGAAUUCCCAUUUUGUGAUCACAAACAUGACGAACAAAGGUGACAUCGAGUCUGCUUGGGGGAAGAACAACGCCGACCAACUCUACCCCAUGAUGCUUGAGAGCCCCCAGCUCCGCUGGGCUUUCAUCCGCAAAGUCUACGCUAUCUUGUGCUUGCAAAUGCUUCUCACCACUGUUGUCGCCGCCGUCGUUGUCUUCUUCCGCCCCAUACCCGACUUCAUCGCCCACACUUCCGCUGGCCUUGCCGUCUACAUCGUCAUCUGCGUUCUUCCUUUCAUACUUUUAUGCCCCUUGUAUUGUUUCCACAAGCGUCACCCGCUGAACAUGUUCCUUCUCAUGCUGUUCACGAUCUCGAUUGCAUUAACCGUGGGACUUGCUUGUGCUUUUACCAAAGGGAAGAUUAUCUUGGAGGCUGCUAUUCUCACUUCUGUAGUGGUUGUUAGCCUAACCCUCUAUACAUUCUGGGCAGUGAAGAGAGGUAGUGAUUUCAGUUUUCUAGGACCCUUUCUGUUUGCUUCUCUCCUGGUGCUUAUAGCUUUUGGCCUCAUUCAGAUAUUCUUCCCUAUGGAGAAAAUGACAGUGGCAAUCUAUAGUGGAUUGGCAGCGCUCAUAUUCUGUGGUUACAUUGUAUAUGACACGGAUAAUCUGAUCAAGCGCUUCAGCUACGAUGAUUAUGUCUGGGCUUCAGUCUCCCUUUAUCUAGAUAUUGUCAACCUCUUUCUUAGCCUCCUCACCAUAUUCAGCAUUGUGGACAACUAAAAAGUCUUCAGUUUCUCCUCUCUAGUCUCGUGUCUUUCCGUCAAAAGUCGUCACAGAAACCUUGAGCCCUUUGUUCACUACUGUUAGGGAGUACAGUAAGCAUGUAAAUCCAAUUGAAAGGGUAUUUGUUUUUUUUUUUUCUUUUUUUCUUUUUUGUAUGCUGGGGGGUGGGAAUCAAAGACACGUGAUCUUUGUUCUGGAGUACUCAAUUACUCACAGCAACUUCCCUUUAAAUCCAACCUGUAGAAAGAGAAACAAGAUAUGUUUUGCUUUCAUAUACUCCACAAUUGCUUUUCUUUA
This is a messenger RNA of Carya illinoinensis, 1529 nucleotides long. RefSeq names its product protein LIFEGUARD 4-like. Gene Ontology annotation, cellular component: membrane. The record is from RefSeq and is a predicted model, not a curated record. The coding region runs from base 237 to 1229 and encodes 330 amino acids. NCBI's taxonomy places the organism in Eukaryota, Viridiplantae, Streptophyta, Magnoliopsida, Fagales, Juglandaceae. The transcript is spliced from 4 exons.